CAAACAGCUUUCACUCUCUUCGUGGCUGUAUUGACAUCAUGUUUCUUGAUGCUUUUGGUCUUUUGGAGCUUCCGGGAACGGGAUGCUCCUUAGUAGCCCUAUCAUUCCUCUCUUUGUUCACAUUUCUUAUCUUUUGGAGAAUAUGGACAUUUACCAUCUACCCACGACUGUAUCCUGACGAACCGCGAACGUACCCAUACUGGAUACCAUUCAUUGGACAUAGCCUCUCCUUCUUCAGCAAUGCAGAGCGUACAAUGGAACAGGCUCGAUUAUAUUUCAACAACAACCGAGCACCGUUCAAGCUGAUCAUCAUGGGCGAAGUGGUCUAUGUGAUCACUUCCGCACAAGAUACCAACUCUGUCUACAAGAAGGAUGACUACUUCUCCAUGAAUCCCUGGGUAGUGGAAUUGAUGGGCAAUUUUGGCGCCUCGCCUGCCUCCGUCAAAGCCAUGUGGAGCAACAUCUCCGAUGCAGAGAAAGGACAAAGCCCACUCGACCUUGUGCUGAAAGGUUGGAAAGACAAGCCUCUCAAGGAGGUCUGCGUGAAAUUGUUCCAGACUUUUCUCAACCCUGGACAGCAAUCAGAUGAGAUCUUGAAGGUCCUCCUUGGAACGAUUCAUGAUCGCAUGCACUGGGAUGCUAUUCCAGAGAAGCUGAUCCAUGCCGGGCAAGGCGGCAAUGAGCAAAUCAUAUCACUCGCAAAAUGGUCCCAAGAGGUUCUGCUCGAGGGCGCCACGCGAUCGUUCUUCGGAGGCAAACUUCUAGACAUCCAGCCUGAUCUCUUUGAUUCCUUCUUUGAAUUCGACGAGAACAGCUGGAAAAUCUCAUACCAAAUUCCAGGGCCCUUCGCUCAGGAUGUCCAGAGAUCUAAGAAAAUUGCGGAAAAUGCAUUUCAGAAGUACUUCGAAGUGCCCAUAGAACAGCGCCCCGAUACUUCUGACUUGAUGAAAAACGUGGAAUCGGCAAUGCGUGCCAACGGCAUUCCCCCCAAGGACAUGGGAGUCCUGGUGUUGAUGUUCUACUGGGUUAUCAAUGCAAACGCAUGGAAAGCAUCAUUCUGGAUGCUGUCCGAGAUAGUCAACAACGAAUCUUUGCGUUGCAGGAUAGUAGACGAGAUUUCACCCUAUGUCUCGGCAUCAACGAAGCCUUCGUCUUCUGCAAACGAUCUUGCAACUGCGUUGGGCCAGCAUUGCCCGACACUAAUGGCUGUGUAUCACGAAGCGCUGCGCUUGACUGCAGCUUCUACAUCUGUCCGUGUUGUAACGAACGAUGCAGUCAUUAGCGGCUUGAAACUACGAAAGGGCACGAGAAUGGUCAUCCCCUAUCGACAAAUGUUGUUAGACGACCGAGCCUUUGGACAUGAUGCACACAAAUUCAACCAUGAACGAUUCCUACAAAAUCCUAACCUAGCCAAGAGCCCGAGUUUUAAGCCCUAUGGUGGCGGCUCUACUUUGUGUCCGGGGAGGAUGGUGGCACAGAAAGAAAUUUUAACUUUUGUAGCUCUUGCUGUUGGCAAGUUUCAGGUGAGGCUACCACAGCAAGAUAGCUUCAGGAGCCAAGGUGUCCCUGAUAUGAAUGUUCGAACGCCGUGUAUUGGUAUCAUGGGUCCCGUGGAAGGGGGAGAUGUUGAUGUUGUAAUUACGAGACCGCAGUGGCAAUAA
Molecule: messenger RNA, 1661 nt
Organism: Aaosphaeria arxii CBS 175.79
Lineage: Eukaryota; Fungi; Ascomycota; Dothideomycetes; Pleosporales
Product: cytochrome P450
Exons: 4
Coding region: 39-1661 (540 amino acids)
Molecular function (GO): oxidoreductase activity, acting on paired donors, with incorporation or reduction of molecular oxygen; iron ion binding; steroid hydroxylase activity
Source: RefSeq, a predicted model, not a curated record